AUGAAGUCGUGGGGGGAAACGUUAUGGCGGAGUGCCUCCUCUCACUUCUACCGAGUGGGCAGACUGCGGCGAGCUCUGCUGCUGUUGGCUGCCGCUGCCUGUACUGCUGCUGGCCUUCUGUAUUGGAGACAACAGACAGACGACUCCGCUAGGCGACCGCUACACUUGUACGCUGGUGUGGAGCCACAAUGGUCUUGGGUGUGUCGGAACGAUCGUUGUGAGCGGCUCCUAGCCUCAGAGACUUCUAUACUACAAUCUCUUCCUACGUGUAACAUGCUCUGCGCGUCCACUCAGCUAUGGCCGCAGCCGACCGGGCCCGUCAGUCUCGCUACAGCAACAGUUCAUGUCAGAUCCAGCGGCUUCACACUACAAGUCAUAUCCUCUCCAUCAAGAGAAGUGACAGAGAACCUCAACGAUGCCUUCCAAUUGAUGCGAGAAGACUUAAAAAUUCUGGAGAAAAACGCGGGCGUUGAGAACAGAAGAUCAGAUAGUGGAAAUCCUCGCGACGUUGUUGUGAGGGUCGCUGUGAACGGCAGCGCUGACCCACGCAUGAGACAAGACACAGAUGAGAGCUACAAGCUGUCCCUCAGACCGUCAGGGAAGUCCCUCGUCGCUGAUAUAACAGCGCAUUCCUUCUGCGGAGCUCGACACGGCUUUGAAACUCUGUCCCAGCUAGUGUGGUUGGAUCCUUACGCUGAAUCUCUAUUAAUACUCGAAGCUGCCACCGUGGAUGACGCUCCUCGGUUUAGAUAUCGUGGUUUAUUACUGGAUACGGCCAGGAACUUCUUCCCCGUAACGGACUUAUUGCGUACCAUCGAUGCUAUGGGAGCGUGCAAGUUGAACACGUUCCACUGGCACGUGAGUGACUCGCAGUCCUUUCCUUUGAGACUGAACAGCGCUCCUCAGCUGGCUCAGCAUGGAGCCUAUGGUCCCGGUGCUAUAUACACGACUGACGAUGUAAGGGCCAUAGUACGCCGAGCGAGGUUAAGAGGAAUACGUGUCUUAAUAGAAGUAGAUGCGCCCGCUCAUGUCGGACGAGCGUGGUCGUGGGGCCCUCCCGCGGGCCUGGGACACUUAGCACAUUGUGUUGAAGUAGAACCUUGGAGUACUUACUGCGGUGAACCGCCUUGUGGGCAGUUAAACCCAAGAAAUCCACACGUUUACACACUUCUUGAACAGAUUUAUGCCGAAAUUAUUCAACUGACCGAAGUGGACGAUAUCUUCCAUUUAGGCGGAGACGAGGUCUCAGAGCGGUGCUGGACUCAACACUUUAACGACACCGAUCCCAUGGACUUAUGGCUCGAGUUCACUCGCCGCGCCAUGUCCGCGCUCGAGCGUGCUAAUGGCGGUAAACUACCAGAUCUAACGUUACUGUGGUCUUCAAGACUAACUCACACACCAUACCUGGAACGUCUAGAUAAGAAACGAACCGGCGUGCAGGUGUGGGGCUCCUCCCGCUGGCCGGAGUCUCGCGCGGUGCUGGACGCGGGCUACAGAACGAUCAUAUCACACGUGGACGCGUGGUACUUGGACUGCGGCUUUGGAUCCUGGCGGGACAGCUCCGACGGUCACUGCGGGCCUUACCGGUCGUGGCAGCAGAUAUACGAGCACAGACCGUGGAUAGAGGAGAUGCCGGCCAUGUCCGCCGGGGUCGAGCCGUGGCAGGUGGAGGGAGGAGCGACGUGUCAGUGGACGGAGCAGCUCGGCGCGGGCGGGCUGGACGCGAGGGUGUGGCCGAGGACCGCGGCCGUCGCGGAGCGGCUCUGGUCCGACCGGGCAGAGGGCGCCACCGCUGAUGUAUACUUACGACUCGACACACAACGAUCACGACUCCUCGAUAAAGGCAUACAGGCCGCGCCUCUCUGGCCGCGGUGGUGCUCUCACAACCCUCACGCCUGCCUUUAG
Danaus chrysippus (African queen) is the source of this 1905-nucleotide messenger RNA. NCBI's taxonomy places the organism in Eukaryota, Metazoa, Arthropoda, Insecta, Lepidoptera, Nymphalidae. The record is from the annotation of a GenBank genome assembly.